UCUGCACCACCCUGGAUCAUACGUAACCACCAGCAUCCACAUAUGCCAAAUUAUCUCAGCAGAUUAGUUUAAACAAUUUUGAUUUUCUGAAAUAUGAGGACAUGGACGUAGAUCCUUGCAAAUGAAGGAUUCAGAAUACAGUUUUGACUUUGGUUCACAGUCACUUUUCACAGUCAACUAUCUUUUGCUAUCUUUUCGUUUUGCAUUCAUCACUCAUCACUUUUACUAUCUUUUCUAUUAUUUUUAACCUAGUAUUUUUACCAGAUAUUCUAAUAUUUUUCAAGUACUCGUGUGAAACAUUUUUCACGCAACACUUAAACAAACAAAUUAUUACAAUGAUUGUCAACGAAGAGGAGGAUCAACUUCAGGAACAUAAACGUUCACAAUAUACUGCUCUCCGUGAAAAAUUAUUGGCCGAUAUUCUUCAGAAAGGAGAUGACACUCGUCUCUCAAGGCGUUUACAGUUAGAAAAACAUCAAGAAACACUUGAAAGGAACACAUUUCAAGAUAAAGAGCUAAAAGAUAAGUGGUCUGAAAAAAAAUCAGUAGAACAACAUAAUAAAGACACUGAGAAAUUAAGGGCUGAUGAAUUUCUUCGGAGAGAAAAGUUGAGAAACCAAUUACGGCUUGGUACCCAAGAAAUUCGUGAUCUAGAAACUCAACUGAGAGCAUGUUACGUAGGAAAAGGAGUUCAUGCCCAAAUGAAAGAAAAGCAGCUUAAACAAAUCAGAGAAGAGAUUAGAGAAAAGGCACAUCUGGAGGCCCAAAUGGUGGCAUGGAAGGAGCAGGAAGAUGAAGAUAGGAAAACCAAAGAGGAAAAUCUCCGACAAAAGUAUGCCUUGCGAUUAGCACAACAAGAACAAAUUGUGCAAAAACAACAGCGCAAAAUUGAUGCAUACCGUACUUUUGUCCAGGAGAAACUUAUGUUGGAUGCAGCUGUACAAGAGCUCAUUGAAGAAGAUCGCAGGAACUCUAUUGCUAGAAUGCAACGUCAGAAAGCUUGUCAAAAAGAUAUUGAAAACUUCAUUGUUGCUCGAGAGGAAUGGAAAGAGAAGCAAAAGCUCCAGCAAGAGGAAGAAAACAAGCGCAUUCAAGCAUUUGUAGAAAUGCAGACUCAAAGAGAGCUAAAACUACAACAAGAAGUUCAAAGAAAGUGGGAAGCAAAAGCUCAAAUUAAUGAUUUUCUUGCAAGAAAACUUUAUGAUGAACAAAUGCAGGAUAUGGAAAAACGUCAAGUAUUUCAAGAGCUGGCAGAAGAAGAACUUCGGGAAGCCCAAGAGGCUCGAAUUCGUCAAGAACUUGUGGUUGCAGUUCAAAAGCGUAUUGAUUUGCGCCUUGCAAUGGCCCACCAGCAAAAAGAAAGAGUUUUACAGCUGCAAAGAGAAGGUCAAAGAGAACAGCAAAUGCGUCAAGAGAUGAUGGAGCAGAAGGCCACUCAAGAUCGUCUUGACCAACUAACUGCAGAGAGGCGGCGUAUCAAGAUUCAGGAACAUAGGCAAGCUGUUGAGAGGCUCCUCAAGGAGCGUAGAGUGAGGAGGAACCUUGAACUUGAACAAAUCAUGCGAGAUCAUGAAGCUCAGUUGGAAGAGGAAAAAGCAAGAGAACAAAUAAUAGAAGAAGAGCGCAUAAAUAUUCUUCAGCAACAUGCUGAAAAUCUUCUUGGGUUUAUGCCGCGUGGUCUUCUGAAAGAGAGUGAUAUUCAGAAAUUAGGAUCCAACUUUAAAACUUCAUUUGAAAACCAUGGGGUUGAGCAAGAUCCCUGCCUUUGAUUUAGUAUACUCCACACUUGUUCACUUUAGGGGAAAAGCAAGUGUAUGGUAAAACUUCAAUUAUAGUACAGUAUACUGUAUCUAGAAUUCAAAAAAGAUGUAAAAAAAAAAAAAUGUUUGUAUUCAAAUUGUUUUGUGUUAAACAGACUUUAUUUCAGCAAGCUAUGUUAAGUACAUAUAGGAAUCAAGACAAAACUAGAAAUUAUGAGAUUCAAUUUAUCCACAAUUCUAAAGUGCAAACAUUUGUCUUUAAUAUAUAAUAAAAACAGAAAACCAUGUUUUAAUGAUCAAGAAUUAAAUAAGGAACCAGGAAUUGCAUCACUAUCUUGUAGAACAAGGCUAUUUCCAUAACAGGGAUAAAUUUUUUAAGUUCAAACCUUACAAACAAAUACAGUAGUAAUAAUAAGUGUACUAACAUUUUCUGCUUCACAGCUAAAUGCAUAUAGUUUGAAUGGCAUUUGAAUACAACAGAUUUGUCACGUUCUUGGCAGCAAGUUUAUUGGAAGAGCAAUAUCAUGGCAAUAUUAAGAGACAUGACUUAAGUUUAACAACCUUCUCAGUCUAUUACUGUAACACAAACAGUCUGUACCAAUGAGCAUUCUCACAUUCCAACACCAGACAUAAGACAGAAAAUACUUGAGAAGUUUGAUUUAUUUUUGCCUCACCAAAAAUUAGGCCGUUUACAAUUGUAGUUUUGACUGGAUUUAGGUUUUCUGCCAGAUUCAUUCAAACUACCUACCUCUUAGACAGUUUUCUGACAGUCCAUAUGGGAAGAGUAGUGACACAGAUUCCCAAGGUUUCUGGCUCAGAUACGUAUUAUGUCCCCAUAAAUGCAUAUUCUUGGCCUGAUACAAUUAACACACAGCUUUUAUGAGGCAGCAGCUCAUAUCUUUCUAUUCUCCCUAUUUAAAGAAAUAAACUGCACAGAGGAAUAUAUAUAUAUAAAUUAAAAAAAAAUAA
This is a messenger RNA of Frankliniella occidentalis (western flower thrips), 2729 nucleotides long. Its product is annotated as meiosis-specific nuclear structural protein 1-like. The transcript has 9 exons. The record is from RefSeq and is a predicted model, not a curated record. Lineage: Eukaryota; Metazoa; Arthropoda; Insecta; Thysanoptera; Thripidae. Gene Ontology annotation, biological process: cilium organization. Gene Ontology annotation, cellular component: motile cilium. Bases 336 to 1769 code for a protein of 477 amino acids.